AUGUCGGAUGCUUGUUCUUCCAACACCCCCAAAACAAACAAGAACAGAAACACCAAUCAAAACACAACUUUUGUUCGAACUGAGCCGGAAAAUUUUCGUGAUAUAGUCCAAAGGCUGACCGGACCCGCCCCUAAUUUUCGUGAUAUAGUCCAAAGGCAAACCAGUCAGCUCAAUCAAAAUGCAACCCCUCAUGGGCAGAAUGCAUUUGUCCCUGGCAAUAUGAUGACAGAAGUGUCACCUUCUAUGCUAGAAGACAAUGCAAUUGCCAACAAAGGCUUUUAUCUGUAUCCAAAUCCAUUGGGUACUAAUUCAAACAAUAUUGAGCCGCAGCUUUUGGAUUUGUUUCCUACCUCCCCAGAACCCAAGCUCCUGGACUUGUUUCCUACAUCUCCAGAUGCUUGA
This is a messenger RNA of Daucus carota subsp. sativus, 402 nucleotides long. RefSeq lists its product as uncharacterized. NCBI's taxonomy places the organism in Eukaryota, Viridiplantae, Streptophyta, Magnoliopsida, Apiales, Apiaceae. The record is from RefSeq and is a predicted model, not a curated record. The transcript has a single exon. Bases 1 to 402 code for a protein of 133 amino acids.